This is a messenger RNA of Porites lobata, 3502 nucleotides long. The record is from the annotation of a GenBank genome assembly. Lineage: Eukaryota; Metazoa; Cnidaria; Anthozoa; Scleractinia; Poritidae.
AUGAUUUCGUUACUUAUAUUUUGCUGCAUCUCCGCCACAGUUUUCGCUGAUGACGACCAUUUCAGAUCUUCCUACUUCAUAAAUGCGGAAAAUAGGCGCUUAGCAGCACAAAUGCCCAAGAGAGUUUAUUUCGAUAGUGUUUUGUCUUGCAGUCAUGCAUGUCUUAAAAAUCCCUGGUGUUUCUCCUCAAAUUUUAAGUUCGGGGCAGGUGGCGAAGGAGUAUGUGAGUUGAUUAAAUAUCACUCAAACUCAGCUGACAAUAACAACAAGAUCAUUCAUCAGCCAGGCAACACAUUUACAGUGAUUCCUAAGGUGAGUAAAUGCAGCAUUUUAUUGGCGCAAUACUGUACAAGAAAUUCUUUAAAAAUUGAGCAUUUUUCGGUGGGCGUAUCUCACUAAAAGGAAAGGAAACAGUUAGAUUUACAAGCCGUCAAUAAUUUGUUAUACAAUUCAAAGAUAAAUUAAAGCUUGUGCAAAAGUUUAAUUUACAGCUUGGGUUAAUGAAAUUUGUUACGAAAACCGUCAGUUUUCACCGCCGUUUCGAUGCCGUUCUUCGUCUCAAGAGCUUGUUAAUUACCGGACGAAAAUGUAUUCAGGCCACUGAUUUGUUCAGGAAUAAUUGCAAUUAAUUUUUAACCCUGGCAAUGUUUUGUAGAAGAUAAAAAUUGUUUUUGCAAAUCUGGAAAUACUGGAAAGGUAUAAUCAAGUUUUAAAAAAACUCGAUCUCCCUGACCAUGAAUUGUAACUAUCGCUCGAGCGACUGGCUUUUACCGCAACGAGUUUUGCCACAUCAAAGAUUGAAGUGACUCAGUCUCCCAGGAAGUUGUUUAUUAGGGCCGGAAGCUUUGAUUAUUAUCAUUAUGCUGAAUGGCUGCAGCGUACUUCUAAUGCUUAAAGUUAAAUUAAAACAGGAGCACCCAACGAGAAUGUAGUUCAAAACCCCUUAAACAUGGCAUUGUUAAAUGUAUUUUAGUAUUUAAACGGUACAUAUAGGCAUAUUUUUAUCCCCUAAAAAUUUUUCAUCUGUUCGGAUUUCCUAGCUGAAAGUCUGGUGAUCCGAAAAUUAUAGGGAUCAAAACUUACCUUUUCGAAAUUUCAGCCAGAAAAAAGGCUCCCGAAAAUUCUAGGUGACCUUUUAAGGGUAAAAAUCCUUUAAACAUGGGCAAUCAUACCAUUUUUUAGAUGUUCGAAAAUCCUAGGAGAAGCAGGCAAGCAAGAAAUUUUACAACAAAUGUUCCGAAAAUUAUAGAUCUCAAAUCGUCUUCCGAACAGAUAUUUUCCGAAAAUUGUCGUUGGGUGCCCCUGAUUAAAACUGUGGGAAUUUCUUGGCAUAUUUACUCCUUGCUUGACGAUAGUAGACAAUUUCUUAGAAUUAAAACAAGAUUAAACAAUAUCUUCUCUGAAAAGGAUUCAAGAAAGCGAGAAAAUGAUUUACUUAAUCAUGAUAUUCUUCUGAUUUUAAUAAAACGGGUCUUACUGAUAGGGUUGUCUAGUGACUGGAUGCCUAAAUGGAGGUUCUUGUUUGUUAGACAAGAAAAAGGAAAGGUUUGCAUGCUCUUGUAAACCGCCAUGGAGUGGACAAAGAUGCGAAGUGAAAUUGGGUGAGCCUUUACCUAGUUUUUGUGCAAAUUGAUUUCUGUUUAUAUAUUUUAUGAAAGACUGAGUAUUGAUGUACCUACUCUACGCGUUUCAGCUGAUUUCAUUUCUAGUAUUUAUUCUCGAGCUCCCGGGUCGACCCGUUGGAGGCGCUUCCUUAUAUGGCCUUCAAUAUGGAAUGUAAUUGCAACAUCCUCCUGCCACUUUAAGAAAUCAAAAUAAGUCUGCACAAUAAGCAAGGUGGGGUUGUUUCUCUCCCUUAUUCUUCUCUUGGCCAAAUUUUCUCCUUAGCAUUCAAAGAAAAGCUUGCUAAGAGGUCUGUUUCUUACAAAUAAUCAUAUUUUUGUGGCUCAGAAUAGCGUAGCGCCUUCUCUUCUUCCCUUAGAUACGGGAUAUUUAUAUUCACUCGUGUGGACUGAACGGAAGUAGAAACGUUCUUGUUUUGUGGAGGAACCUAACAGUUUUUGAUGAAGUUAUGAAUAUAUGAAAAACAUAUAUGUGAACUGCGGAGUGAAGAAUUAUAUCAAUGAAGAUCAUAGCAGUUAUAUAAGCAACUUUUGCAGUUGCGAAAAGAAAGCCUGAAACCGAUACCGAAAGCGAUACCGUGCUGCGCUAAGCUAACAAGCCAAUGGGAGCAGAUAGUUGAAUUGGUUCGUUAAAUUAAUUUUUAUUUUUAAAUUGUUAUUUUUACUAAUUUUCAGGAACGAUCUGUAAAUAAGACUUUUGGAAUAUGUACUAGGAUUUUAGGAUUUUGUUGAGUCAAUGUUAUGCGCAGAUGAAAAUUUCUUUCCCUGGAUUGAUAUUUGCGCAAUAUAAAUCAAUAAAUAUUAUUAUUAUAUUAUAAACCGUGAAAAGAUGAUGAUGAAGUUAUGAAUACAUGAAAAACAUAUAUGUGAACUGCGGAGUGAAGAAUUAUAUGAAUGAAGAUCAUCGCAGUUAUGUAGGCAGUCUUUAACGGUCGGCAUGGUUUAGGUCUUAAAAUCCAACUUAAGAUAACCCCUAUUAAGCGCUCUUCGACAACCGUGCGAUUCAUUAACGGACCAAGCUGCAGGAUUUGUUAGAUUUAAGGUUGCCUCUUGCAUCCCUGUAUUACGUAACCAGUAAAGGUGGCUGCUAAAGUUAUCCUUCCUUUCGCCUCCUGUGAGGAAAUCCUGAUUAUCGUCUGAAAGGUCAGUCGUCUCCUUCCACGAGUUAUGGGGAGGAGACCACUGACAUUUCACACUAUCCGGAUUACGGAACUGGGUAAUUUUUGGUUUUGGAUUUCGGAAUACGGGAAUUUUUUGAUUGUGGAAUCCGGAAUCCUAUGCUUUGGAAUCCGGAAUUCAGCUCAAUCCGUAACUUCCACAAACAAUGAGUCCGGAAAAUCAAGAGCUCAUAGCGUGGAAUCCAGAAUCCAAGACUGUCUUGGAUCACUUUACAUGGGGCAAUUUCGUUAAUAUUUCUUGGUUUUUGUCGCAUAGGAUGUCCAGCUGGCUGGUCUACACAUGGUGACUCAUGUUAUUACCUAAAAGGUAUAGAACACCAGAUCCAGAGCGACGCGCGCAAGGCAUGUCAGACAAUGGGUGGAGACCUUGUGAUAAUUAAAUCAGCCGUUCAAGAUCAAUUCGUAUUUGAACUGAUAAAAAACAGUGAUUUAGUCUCACCAUCUGGUGUGUGGCUUGGGUUAGAGAGAGUUAGUGUUGACGCAACCAAGUUCCAUUGGAUUGAAGGCACUCCACUGGAAGGGAAGUACGAAAACUGGGCCGAAGGGGAACCGAACAACUCUGACGGUAAAGAGGAAUGCGUCCAUAUGUAUGGAAACUUGAUAAACAGUACGAAAUCCGGAAAGUGGAAUGACUUCCCCUGUGGAUGCUUUAAUUAUCGUGCAACAUGCCCUGUUAUUCUUUGCCAGAGGUCUCUCCCAUGA